This is a messenger RNA of Adineta steineri, 396 nucleotides long. The record is from the annotation of a GenBank genome assembly. NCBI's taxonomy places the organism in Eukaryota, Metazoa, Rotifera, Eurotatoria, Adinetida, Adinetidae.
AUGUCGUCAUCAGGUACAAACAAUACUAGUACUAAUUUAGAUGCUAUUAAUGCUCUCAAAUACAGUCAAAAUUUGUUUAUUCAAGUUUGGUGUUUUACAAUGUUUUCUUUUGGUACUGUCGGUCAUAUAUUAAGCAUUUAUGUGUUUACACGUCGUUCACUUUAUUCAAAUCCAUGUGCAAAGUAUUUUUUGGCGUCAGCAAUUGCUGGUAUGAUUGUUGUCUAUACACUUGUACCUCUGCGUCUUCUUCAAUAUGUAUAUAAAAUUGAUGCUUUUGCGAGCUCCGAUGCAAUGUGCAGAAUUCUGUCGUGGUUUGUGAAUUGGAUAAAAACUCUACCAUCAUGGUUUAUCGUACUUGCUUGUGCCGAUCGGUUAGUAUUACAAUCGAUUAACUAA